AAGUUUGGUUAUUUCUGAAGUAAUAAAAUAGAGAAAAAGGAAAUUUAUUACAAAAUGCACUGCAAGAUUCAUUUUAAAUAAAUGAGUUCUGGUAUCUUAUAUAAAAUCUGUAGUACUUUGAUAGUUCAUACAUCGAAAAGAUUUAAAAGCUCUCGACCACUUCCGGAUACCUCAAAAAUGCAGGUAUUUACACAGAAACGUAACCCGAUAACCGGGAGCACGGAAUGGGACGUCCAACACGAAGACUAUGACUACCACCAGGAGAUCGCUCGUUCCGCUUUCGCCGACAUGCUUCACGAUACUGAGAGGAACCAGAAAUAUUACAGGGCUCUGAAACUUGCUAUUGAGAAAAUGCAUGCGGAUGGGAAGAAAGCUAGUGUGUUGGAUAUAGGUACCGGCACUGGACUGUUAUCCAUUAUGGCUGCACAAUGUGGUGCAGACUCCAUUGUGGCCUGCGAGGCUUUCAAGCCCAUGGCCGAAUGCUGCCUUAAGAUCUUAAACAGGAAUGGUGUGGCUGACAAAAUUACUGUCAUACCAAAACGGUCCACGGAGCUGACGGUGGGUGAAGACGGGGACAUGAAAGAGAGAGCUAAUAUUCUGGUUACCGAGGUGUUUGAUACUGAAUUGAUUGGGGAAGGUGCCCUCUCAACAUUCUCCCAUGCCCACAAACAACUGCUAGAAAAGGACUGCAUAGUGGUGCCCGACUCGGCUGUGAUAUACGUGCAGCUGGUAGAGUGUCCCACGCUGCAGAAGUGGAACAAGCUCAAUGACCUGGCGGAUGAGGAUUGUGAGAUUGUGUUGAGGACCCCACAAAAGAUGAAAUCCUGCGCCGGCUCAGCCGCCGUCCACGACCUGCAACUCUCCCAGCUGCCGCGGAGCGCCUUCAAAGAGCUCUCGGAGCCCCUCGCCAUAUUCUACUACGACUGGUCCGGGCGCACACCCAUAGACAUGAAGCGGACGGUCAAGCAGGACCUCUCGGUUUUGGACACUGGCGAGGCGCAGAUGGUGUUUAUGUGGUGGGACCUUAACAUGGAUACUGAAGGAAAAAUCUGCCUUAGCUGCGCACCCUGGUGGGCCCAUCCCGACGCUAACUUAACCAUAGAGAGGCCCCAAGACUCCAUCCCCUGGCGAGACCACUGGAUGCAAGCCGUCUACUACCUCCCCCAACCACUCCCCGUCAAGAAAUCCUCAGAGGUCACCCUCAUAUCUUGCCAAGACGAAUACUCUUUAUGGUUCUAUCUAGAAGACCAAAACACUAAAUAUAAAAACUAUAAAAGACCCAUCUGCGAAUGUGGUGUACAUAUGGCCUUAUCGCGGACCCAGGUCUCAUAUUUAAACGAUGGGAAACGAAGCAAGAAAUUCCUAGCGCGGAUAAAAGAAGAACUGAACAGCAAUUCAGUGGUUCUAGACUUAAAUGGAAGCAGUUUCUUAGGACUAGCUACUGCUAAACUGGGAGCGAAAAUGGUUUAUAUCGUUGAAGAUAUGAAUAUAAACCUGGGGAUUUUGUCCGAUUAUGCUACAGAGAAUAAGAUAAGCAACGUCAAGUUUAUACCAGAAGUUAAUGAAGAAGUUUUAAAAGAAUUGACGUUAAUUGUUGCUGAUCCUAGUUUCAGUAGUGCGAUAUUGCCUUGGGAGAAUUUGAAGUCUGCCUUCAUCCUCUAUAAGCACAGGGAUGGUGUUAAGCCACAUGUGGAGAUGGUCCCGGAGGCCUGCGAGAUCUGGGCGAUGCCUGUGGAGUUUCAAGAUCUGCAGAAGAUAAGGAUACCGUUGGGGAGGUGCGAGGGAAUUGAUUUGGGGAUUUUCGAUGAACUUGUUGAGAGAUCCCGUAUAAUAAGCGACGCGGAACUGGAAGCGCAACCGUUAUGGGAGUACCCGUGCCACUGUCGCGGCGCUCCACGCAAACUUGUAGAGAUUGACCUCCGCUGCCUCAAGCAAACUUACGCUACCGACGAUUCUUUCGCUUUUGAAUCAGACGCGCGUGUGAACGGCUUCGCGCUGUGGGCGGUCUGGAAAGUGGGCGGUAAGGGCAUCAGCGGCGGACCCGUGGGCUACCCCAGCGUUGGGCAGCGCGUGGAGUGGGACACGCAUACUAGACAGGCUGUCAAGAUACUGCAACGGGCCUUCGCGGUGAACCGCGGUGACUCGUGGAGCUACCAGUUGGCCUGCGACCUGGACAAGGGGCAGUUCAACGUGAAACUCGAUCUGCACAUAGCUGAAUGAUUGUCCUAGUUAAUAAAA
Cydia fagiglandana is the source of this 2238-nucleotide messenger RNA. It is a transcript of the gene Art7, whose product is annotated as protein arginine N-methyltransferase 7. Bases 82 to 2220 code for a protein of 712 amino acids. Gene Ontology annotation, biological process: peptidyl-arginine methylation. Gene Ontology annotation, molecular function: protein-arginine N-methyltransferase activity. NCBI's taxonomy places the organism in Eukaryota, Metazoa, Arthropoda, Insecta, Lepidoptera, Tortricidae. The record is from RefSeq and is a predicted model, not a curated record. The transcript has 9 exons.